CAGCCAGCCAUGGGCCAGGCCAGGUGUGAGCAGCGCCAAAGAUAACAGCAGCCACAUCAUUGUCCCUGUCAGUCAAUUAGAAAUCAAGGAUGUUAUCUGGUUGCGACAGUGUGGAAGUGAAUCAUUCAUCCGCUACAGCUACAGCACACCUGAGGAGAGGUGGAGCUGAACAACACCACACCCUUCCUCUCCACCUCCACCUCAGAGCGGCUUCAGCUACAGACCACAGAGCAGCGGAGGAGCUUCAGGAGCGGUGAGAGAGAGAGAGAGGAGGUCAGAGUCUGAGGCCUGAGGUUCUUCAGAGUCAUGGGGAUCCUGUACUCAGAGCCCAUUUGCUCUGCAGCGUACAACGAUGACUUCAAUCAAGUUUAUCAGCUGCUUGCAGAGAACGCCUUGAGUCUGAAUGUUCAAGAUAAAGUUUUUGGAGACACAGCAAUCAUAGCUGCCUGUAGAAGUGGAAGCAUCAGGGUGGCCAAAUUCCUGUUGAGCAAAAAUGCAGAUGUAUCCAUAAGAAACAAGAAAGAAAGGACCUGCUUGCACUAUAUUGCAAAAAAGAGGUUCUCCUUCUUGGAUUACCUGAUGAUCAUUAUUCUCAUGCCCAUCCUGUUGAUUGGAUAUUUCGUAAUGAUGGAGAAGCAGAAGAAACACGUCAGUCUGAUGAGGCUGAUCUUAAGCAGUGGAGUAGAAGUUGAUGCUGUAGAUAACAAAGGCAACACUGCACUUCAUUAUGCCUGCCUAAGUAAAAGUCAUAAAAUUAUUCCUCUAUUACUGGAGAAAAAUGCAGAUAUCUCAAUCAAAAACAAAGCGGGUGAAACGCCACUGGAUAUUGCAGAGAGAUUAGAUUUCAGUAAGGUCAUUGUAAUGUUGAAGAAAUCAAAGUAAGAGCAUUGCUCAUUGUAAAGCUCUUCUCGGUACACCAGUAUCCUGUCAGUAUGAUAUGAUCAAACUUGAUGUACAGUGUCAGUCAGUCACAAGUUUGGACAUGCCUUCUCAUUCAAUGUUUUUCUUUUUUCUGCCCAACAUUGUAAAUGAAUAAGGAUGUCCUCUAGACUAUGACGAAACACACAAGGAAUCACGCAGAUACUUAAAAAUGUUACACAAACCAAAAUACUCUAGGUGCUCUUAUCUGGGUUGCUGUUAACUUGCAGUUUCUGAGGCUGGUACCUCUGAUGAACUUAUCCUGUGUAACAGAGAACUUCUGGUCUUUCUUUUCUUUGGCAAUCCUGAUGAGACCCCGUUCCAUCAUAACGUUUUGCAACUUCUUUUUUUGGGGGGGUGAUUUCCUGACCUUUAUUUCUUAAAGUAUUUUUUCUUUACUUAGUUGAGCAGUGACUGCCAUAAUAUGGAUUAAACACUUUACUCAAAUAGGACUAUUCACUGUAUACCAACUCUACCUCUUCACAACUUUACAACUGAUGCUCUCAAACACAUUAAGAGACAAGAAAUUCAAAUUAUCAACUCUGUUUAACUGAAAGCCAUUCCAGGUAAUUAACUCAUAAAGCUGACUUAGAAAAUGCCAAGAGGUGCUACUUUGAAGAAUCUAAAAUAUAAAACAUAAUCUGGUUUCUUUAAUGUUUUGUUUUAAAUAAAUAAUUUUCAUAGUUUGGAUUCCAUUAGUAUUAAUCUACAAUGUAAAAAAUGUUUAAAUAUUGAAAAAACACUAAAUUUAGGGUUUGUCCAAAUUUUUGACUGGUACUAUACAACAUUAGUGCUAAAAGCUUACAGUCCCUGUGCCUUAAAUAGUGUUUAAUGUAAUAAUAAUAAUAAAAUGGUAUGAUAAAUAAUGUAAUACAGUAAAUGUAUGGCUUGCCGUGUUUCUAUGAUCUCAAGAUUACUAAAAAUGUUCUUUAGAAAAACAAUACAGAUGGACAUACUUAACGGUGCUAUGCUGAAUUGUAAAAAAGGCAGAGCAAGUUCCGCAAGUUUGCACUUAAAGAAUGCUUGUAACUUUUUAAUUUAACUCUUUUGUAAAGCUGUUUGUGUUGGAAUGUACAUGAUCUAUCAGAGCAUAUUUAAAUGUUUGCUUAUUAUUACUGUUAUUUUUUAUACAUGCAUCACUUGUUUAGUAACACCUGUUUAACCCUUCUAUUAUCUUUGGGGUCAAUUUGACCCCAUUCAGUGUUUAAAGUCUCUGAAAAAAGGUGGACAUUAGUUUUGUGAUUCCUAUUUAUGGCCUUCUCUUAAUUUAAUUAAGACAAUUAAAACAUAAACAUAAAAAGACAAGUUAAGAAAUAAAAUGUUCAAUGUC
Astyanax mexicanus (Mexican tetra) is the source of this 2248-nucleotide messenger RNA. RefSeq names its product ankyrin repeat domain 22 (gene ankrd22). The transcript is spliced from 7 exons. The record is from RefSeq and is a predicted model, not a curated record. NCBI's taxonomy places the organism in Eukaryota, Metazoa, Chordata, Actinopteri, Characiformes, Acestrorhamphidae. Gene Ontology annotation, molecular function: protein binding. The coding region runs from base 307 to 882 and encodes 191 amino acids.